GGUUUUAAAGUUUUAAAAAUGUAGUUUUAAUGUGUUCAAUUGGAUUUUAGCCCCCUGUGCGAUUGAGUUUGAAACUCCUGGAGUAGAGGAAGCAGAAGACGGGGUUAGACAGAGGAAGCUGAUUCGCUGUGAAGUCUUUCACCCACAUGAUCCAGUUUGUCUGUGUGCACAAACACGAGAACACGGUGUGUGAUCGGAACUUUCAGAACUCCAGGUUCUUCAUGCGUAAUUCCUGACCCGGUUCGCCUUGGAUAACCUCUUUACGCAGCAGGUCCCGUCUCCUCACCGGGCUCUGAGGGCUGCGCGGAGUCCCCACCAGGGGCAGCUGUCCCUCGGCCCCUCCUCCGCGCGCCUGCUCCCCGCUGCGCGCACGCACCUCCUCCGCUGCGGCGCGCAGAGGACCAACUGCUCCGCUGACAACCAGAUUGAAGAUCUCCUUCGACUGAGGAGGAAACACCAUGGCAGAGGUCAAAGUAACCCUCCUGAGAGCUCUCUGGUUUUCUCUCUGCCUGAGCGUCUGCCUUUGCCACCAGGACUGCACUGGGGUGGAGUGCCCCCUGCUGGACAACUGCAUUGAGACGGUCCUGGACAGUGGUGCUUGUUGUGCUUCAUGCUUGCAGAAAGGAUGCACAUGUGAAGGCUACCAGUACUACGACUGUGUGAGUGCUGGCUUUGAGAACGGCUCAGUCCCUGAAGGAGACUCCUACUUUGUGGAUUAUGGCAGCACCGAGUGCUCCUGUCCACUUGGAGGGGGGCGAAUCAUCUGUCAUUUUAUGAGCUGCCCUGAAGUGCCUCCAAACUGUAUUGAGGUUUCGGAGCCCGUUGAUGGCUGCAGACAAUGCCAACAGCUGGGAUGUGUUCAUGAAGGCUACAAGUAUGAGGCGGAUCAUUCAUUUCAAGUGGGACCUUGUUGGAUAUGCCACUGUCCCAUUGAAGGGGGGGAGCUCAUGUGCUACCGUAAACAGUGUGACACACAAAACGCCACGGAUGGAAAUAGCAGCAGACAUGAUGCCGUCCCCGACAGGUUUGACCGACAUGGCCAGAUGCAUUCGUUCACCAGACUGGACCAUCUUCCUUUUCCGGGAAAACUCCCUCCAUUCAAGGUGCCGUUAUUGGAUAAGGAAGACUCAGAUGACUAUGAUUACAGUCCUACCGACUUUUCAGAAGAAUACCCAUCACUGCCUGUGCCCCCCAUCCAGUCUUCUGUUUCUCCCACUAAAAUUUCAUCUCUAUCUCAUGACUUUGUCAAGUCUGACAGAAGCUCUGUACAUCCAAGUUUUCCGAUGCAAGGUCGGAUGGAGCUGAGGGAGCGACAUGGAGCUCAUGAACAUCCUAAAGAAUUGACAGAAAAUCCUUCAAGUGAUGAGCAGGAGAUUUCAGACUCACACACAGAUUCCACUGCUGCUUGGGAACUUUUAGCAGGGGCACAAAGUGUCUCAUUGGGGGAUUUGGAACCAGAUACAGAAGCAGAGAGUGCGUUGAACAAACAUUUAGGACGUUUUAUCUUUCCAUUACACCAAGGGACUGGAAGUGAGCAUCAUCCAGAGUUCUUAGAUGUGAAUUCAGAGAGUGAUUUCCAGCCUCAGGGGACUUACAUAAAUGUAGCUGACAGUUCCACCCCAGAAGGCUCAAGUACUGAGACCAAUAUGGAUAUCCUGACAAGAAGUACAGAGACUCCGGACAGUCUUGAAAAAGGACACAUGAACAUAGUUCCAACGAUCAUGCAGAAAAUUCCAGACCGUAUGAUAUUUGUCCAGUCGACCACAGAGGGUCCAAAUAAGUCAGUUGGAUUAGAUGACAAGAAGAAGGUGAAUGAAGAUGAGGAAGAGAAGCUGGAAGAGUCUCAGAGUGUCAGUGAGUUUGAUGGACAGGAUGUGAAUGAGACUGUCAAGCCAUUUCAGGACAAAAGCAAUGAGCAUUCGGGGAGCAGUGGUUACACCAGAACAAAUGGAAAUCAACCGGAACCUAGCAAUUCCUCACCCACGAGUCUAAUGCACCAGCAAACCCCCCUGCCCAGCUUUGUUACCACCCCUACCCAAGCACCACCGGGCAACGUGGAGGAGAGGCUUCCAGUGGAAAGGUGGCAUGAUGCUGCAGUCACAGCGGAACUAGAACCUGACGCAGGUCCAGGUGUGUCUGCUAAAGAUCUACUGCAGCGCUGCUGUGAUGCUGGUCACAGAUGGGCUAGUGAACAAUUCCACUGCAAGGCCAUGCCCAUGUUGACCGAUGACGAGCACUCCAUUUGCAGUCUUGCACAGAAGCAGUGCUGCAUCAGCUCUUUGAACAGCAUCUGGUGUGACUCUGGUGUGACUUCAGCCAAAGCAGGAGGCUCUUGUGAACGAGACGACGAGGACUCGUGCACAGAUGACUCCUACCAGGUGUGCUGCAGCUGCUGUGCGCUGGGCCUCUGGAUGCGCCGCCAGGGCCAAGGCUGCGGCGGUUACCUCCACCUGGGCUACUCAUGCGGUCAUGUGUUCCUCACCUGCUGCGAGGAAGAUGAAGCUCAGAGCCAGCUCCCCUUGAAGGGACAGGAGAAGCUCACGCCAACUGUCCUCCCCAACAGAGUCUCAGAGAGAAAGUUCCCCAAAGAGGCCUAUUCCAUCAGAACCACGGAUGAAGCUGUCAACAUGGUGGAGGCUCAGCAGGAGGAAGAUGAGUGUCCGCUCCACCACAGACAGCAGUGCCAGCACAAGUGCAUCAGUGCGUGGGGAUCGUACCGUUGCAGCUGCUUUCAGGGUUAUGUCCUGCAGCAGGAUGGACACUCCUGCUCUCCAGUGAGUCCAGAGAUCACCAGAGUGAACACAGAACACCCCCCCAUCACCACAGGCACCGUCAAACCCCCCACACAGUCUACCCUCGUGGAUCCCUGUGCAGGUAACGGACCCUGCAGCCAGCGGUGCAGUGUGGUGGGGGGCCAAGUUCUCUGCUCCUGCUUUCCAGGCUUCUACCUGAUGAAAAAUGGACACACAUGUGAAGACAUAGAUGAGUGUCUGACCCACAAAUGUCUGCCACAUCAGCGCUGUGUGAACACUGAGGGCUCCUUCACCUGCAGAGCACAGAUCACCUGUCCUCCAGGUUACCACCUGAAGAGCAGUGGGUGCCAAGACAUUGAUGAGUGUGCGAUGAGGAAGGACCGCUGUGGCAAAGACUUCCUGUGUGAGAACACACCGGGCUCCUUCAAGUGUACGCCCAAGCAGAAAUGUUUGAGCGGGUUUACCCAGGAUGCUCACGGGAACUGUGUCGACAUCAACGAGUGCAGCAGCCUGGCUGAGCCGUGCAGCUCCGGCUUCGCCUGCAUCAACACCGUGGGCUCCUUCAGCUGCCAGCAGAGGGUCGUUGUGUGCAAUCGUGGAUACCACACCAGCCCCGACGGAGCCUCGUGUGUCGAUGUUGAUGAGUGUCAGAUGGGAUCACAUGGUUGUGAAGGCGGUCAGAUCUGUCACAACCUCCCUGGCAGCUACCGCUGUGACUGCCAGACAGGAUACCAGUUUGAUGCCCUGCGUAAGGUCUGCACAGAUGUGAAUGAGUGCUGGAGCUAUCCGGGCAGGUUGUGUGCUCAGACAUGUGAAAACACGUUGGGCUCCUACCUCUGCUCCUGCACAGCUGGCUUCACUUUGGCCUCUGACCAGAAGAAUUGUGAAGACAUAAAUGAAUGUGACCAAAAGCCCUGCAGUCAGGAGUGUGUCAACAUGCACGGCUCAUAUCAGUGCUACUGUCGCCAAGGAUAUUACCUUAAGGAGGACGGACGCACGUGUGAAGACAUCGACGAAUGCUCCCAGAGCAUCGGGAAACUUUGUGCCUUCCAGUGUGUCAAUGUUGUAGGCAGCUACCACUGUGCCUGCCCUCCUCAUGGAUACGUCAUGUCAGCCAAUGGACACACCUGCACUGACGUGGAUGAGUGCAAGCUGGGCACCCAUAACUGUUCGUUUGAAAAAAGCUGCUUCAAUCUGCAAGGAGGCUUCCGAUGCCUUUCCUUUGACUGUCCUCACAACUACAAGAAAACGUCCAGCACACACUGUGAGCGGAUCAGCUGUCCUCCCAACUCCUUCGACUGUCAGAACUCUCCCUUGAGGAUCACCUACUACACUCUCAGCUUCCAGAGCAACAUCCUCACUCCAGCCCAGAUCUUCCGGAUGGGCCCCUCUCCCGUCUACCCCGGAGACCACGUCACCAUCAGCAUCACGAGCGGCAACGAGGAGAACUACUUCAGCGCGCGCAAGCUGAGCAGCUUCACGGGAGCCGUCUACAUCCAGAGAAAGGUCCGGGAGCCCAAAGACUUCCUGAUAGAGGUGGAGAUGAAGCUGCUGAGGCGGGGGACCGUCUCCUCGUUCCUAGCCAGGCUCUAUGUCUUCUUCACACCCAGCUCCAUGUAGGACAAAACUGUCAGUGAUGAAGAUCCUACAUCAUACGGUGCUAAACAUUUUGAGAUUUAACAUUCCACUCGG
Oryzias melastigma (Indian medaka) is the source of this 4445-nucleotide messenger RNA. It is a transcript of the gene fbln2, whose product is annotated as fibulin 2. Lineage: Eukaryota; Metazoa; Chordata; Actinopteri; Beloniformes; Adrianichthyidae. Gene Ontology annotation, molecular function: calcium ion binding. The transcript is spliced from 17 exons. Gene Ontology annotation, cellular component: extracellular region. The record is from RefSeq and is a predicted model, not a curated record. The coding region runs from base 459 to 4373 and encodes 1304 amino acids.